AUGGAGGAGGAGGUCUCGAUACCUCGAGAGACGGGCGCCUUUAAUCGGCUGCCCGCCAAUGUCAUUGAGCACAUUCUUUAUUCCGUGGAUGCCAACGCCUUCGCAUCGCUGGCCCUACUGAAUUGCAAAUGGAGGCGCAUUUCCGAGUCCCCAGCGUUAUAUGCCUACCACUUAUCGCGAUGCCCGUCGUUUACCUGGACGAGAGGGGCAAACCCCGCGCCGAGCGAGGCCGACAGCCUGCCCGACCUCAAACGCCAAUUCUUGGAGGAAAUCCGGCGUAAUGCAUUUGAUGUAUUCAUGCGACCGCGCCGUACACUUGUGCGAUUAAUGUCCAGUUCGAUGAGCUCGUCUACCGCUUUCCCCCAGGGUGAAGUGUUUCGCUUUGCCUUCUCAGCCAACGGUCGCAUGGUUCUCUGUAUCAGCUCAUCUCGGAUAGUUGUGCUCGAUGUGACCAUGGAGCCAGUGUCUGUAAAGUAUGAACUGCAAACCCGCCGCCGCCCCUUGGGUGCCACUAUCCAGGAUGAUGGUGCUCUCCUUGCGGUCCUGUCCUCUACCCACAAAGUCAAUAUCUACCGGCUCUCUGAAGAGGAGAUCACGCGUAUCCAGACCAUCUCCCUAAACGAUGCCCCGCGAGACCUCACAUUUUCUCCUACGGGAAGUGUUCUCGCCUUGUCGUUUGAUGAUUGCAUUGAAGUGCAUGCGGUUGGAGAGGAAGUUCUGGCAACGGAACGCCGAGCAGCGCGAUGUCCUCGUGUGGAUGCACUCUCAUUCACCUCCGAUGGUACCAUGCUUCUUGGAUCGCCGGUUGACUUUGGACAGGAAGGUAUUGUGUCUAUUACAGCUCCAUUUUACACUGAGAUUGGGAUCGAUGUGUCACCACAGGAGCUGCAAAUGCGGAUGUGGACAACGCAGAUUCUCUUCCCCGAAAUAGCCACUGGAUUCACUCAUGCCUGCCUAAUCAAUGGUCAUGAGGAUGCGGAUGACAGUUGGAUUUUGGCAUAUGAUAGUCAGCUCGGGGCAUUUCGAACAAUCAAAAUCGACAACAUCGACGCUGGCGGUGUAUACUUUGCCAGCCCCUUUGUGCCGGAUGAACUUCGAGAAACCCCGCCCAUCAUGCAACCCUCGACAGAUAACGCUGGUGAGCUAUUGGCCCUCGGUUUCCAGGACUCUCAGGUAUGGGUCUAUGGGGUCCCAGCCCGUCUCGAUGUAGAAACCUCCAACCAGGUCCCUGGCUCCGAGAACCGUGGCACCAGUCUGUGUGGUGACCAUCAUUCUGAAGGGCGAACAGGACCUCGCGACAACCGUGCACAGCUUGAAAAGAUUGUACAGCAGCCCGAAAAAGUUCUUAUCCGGGGUCGUCCAGUGACCGACAUGCAUGGAAUCACUGCUGCUCGCUGGGUUCGAUUACCUCAAUCAGUCAAGCCACGUCGUCGUCUUGUUGCAGCAGCCCCUGGUGGUGUUCGUCCUCAAGCGCUUGGCGAAGAAGACAUUCCGGUUGAUGGUGGCAGACUUCUCAUUUUGGACUUCGAGAGAACAGCGACCAUUGGCGAGGAAAUCGAAAUUGACCUUGAAGUUGGCGAGACAGCACCGAAGAUAUUAGCUGAGCCCGACUCCUCAUUGGACACCGAAGUAGAGCUGGAAAGGAGACGAACCCGCUUGCAUCGCAAUGAUACUGAUCCAACAACAUUGGCGGCAUCUGCCCAUCGUCCAUCGACACGGAUCCCGUAUCGCGGAUCCCCGCGGUCAACGAGUCAAACGGCUCUUCCAAUUAUUCGUCGCAACAGUCUCAUAGCCCCUGCUUCUCCAAAUGGACUUAACCGCGGGGAAGUUCCUGAUAUUCCGUACGAUAAUACUCAACCCCGUUCUCAAGAUACCCUGAAUCGAGCGGCAACAGCGGCGGCAUCGACGCGAGGUCGGUAUGAUCCACGAUAUCGCAACACCCCGAGUCGACGUCAGAUACCGCACGAAAGCGAUGCAGAUAAUUGGGUGCCUCCGCCUCCCCCAUACACCCGGGAGGCUGAUCAACCUUUACCCGUACAUUUGCAACAGUCUCUUCUUUCAAGGCCUUCGGCAAACGCGCAAAACUCCAACAACGGAUCUGCUCAACCAGUUCAACGCGCCCAGACUGCUCGUGCUGCGCGAGAUACCACUUCAGAGCGUCCCCGCCCGCAAUCCCUCAUUCUACAGAGGCUAGGAACGCUUAGUAGCAGACGUGGUCGGGGUCGAAGGGGAUCCUCAGCAGGUGCCACCGCAGAACCAGCUCAAAUACAAAGCUAUAGUCAGAACGCCGGUAUUCCUCAAGUACCACCCAUCCCGCCAGAUAUCAUCACCACCCAACCUCCAACCCAAAGAAACCAUAACUGGCCUGUUCGCUCAAAUACAACAGCCGCACCAAUCCCAGUCGCUACCGAGUAUCUUACCCUUCCUUCACCCCUCCCCAUAUUAGCCCUUCAUCCUGCUGAGCAAGGCGCCCCACAAACCUUGAGCGCAACCAUCCUCGGCGAGAACUACCUUUCCUAUUCUGUUUCAUCUCCAAACCUCCUCCACAUACCGCAGCCCCACGGCAAUGCCCUAGAUCUCGCCGCAGAAGACGAGGACCAGAUACCAGCACGACAGAGGUCAUUUCGCCGACGGGUGUCGACAGAGCCAAAUAGUCUUCCGCCGCCCGCAACCGAGGAGUGGCGAAGGCGUAUCGAAGAUUGGAACGAACAUACCAUCCGGGAACGGAGUCGCAAGCGUCGAAACAAGUGCAUCGUCAUGUAG
This is a messenger RNA of Penicillium macrosclerotiorum, 2763 nucleotides long. Its product is annotated as F-box domain protein. The transcript has 2 exons. Gene Ontology annotation, molecular function: protein binding. Bases 1 to 2763 code for a protein of 920 amino acids. The record is from RefSeq and is a predicted model, not a curated record. NCBI's taxonomy places the organism in Eukaryota, Fungi, Ascomycota, Eurotiomycetes, Eurotiales, Aspergillaceae.